Molecule: messenger RNA, 5426 nt
Organism: Pseudoliparis swirei
Lineage: Eukaryota; Metazoa; Chordata; Actinopteri; Perciformes; Liparidae
Product: mediator of DNA damage checkpoint protein 1-like
Exons: 11
Coding region: 1-5409 (1802 amino acids)
Biological process (GO): cell differentiation
Source: RefSeq, a predicted model, not a curated record
AUGGAUGAGCGGGUCACGCUGCUGGACCGGCGACACGAGCUGCCGAGCGCCAACAUCCAGCAGGCGACGCCCACGGGAGAGAGAAAGCCCCUCCCCCCCCACAUCCACCCUGUCCUCGCCCCAGAGGCUCAUGGGAAACCCGACCAGCAACCUCCACCUCUUCCGCUGCCGCGCUCCCCGCCCCCCGCCCCGCCCCGCCCCGGCUACACCCGGCCGGCCCCGCCUCCUCGCGGCGCCACGCCCCCCUUCGGGGAACCGGAGGUACCGCCGCAGUACAGCUACCGGCCCAGCAGGGGGUGCCGGACCGGCUUCUUUUGCUCCGGACCGGAGGCCACGCAGACCACGCCCCUUCUCCAGAGAGCAGGAAGCGGGGACAGCGCGUGGUCCGUUCACUACACUACCCAGAAGCCCCAGCAGGGUCCUGCAAAAAGACGAUCCAGCGGUGCUAAUGACCCGCAAGGUCAAAGGUCAACAGCAGACAGUGUCUUAGCAUGUAACGGGCUAACUCGGCAUGACGACAGUCAGCCACUCAGCUCUCAGAGCCACGCCCCGUGCUCCUCCUCCUCUGGCAUUGACCAAUCAGAGGGCAGCACAGCACGCAGAGGCUGGAAGGACAAAAGCAGGAGGAUGAGGUGCAGAGUCCUGAACUUUCUCUCUCAGUCCUGCCUCCCACUUUGUUUCAAGUUUUCAGUUUGGAGGAGAACGUCCACAGACGAGGAGUUGAUCUGGAACAACACGCGACCUCUGACCCCACUGGUCCUCAACCCCGACCACCGCACCUCCUGUUGGGAUGUCUUUGGCUCCGCCUCCGUGGACCUGGAGGUGCAGCCGCCCCCCCGGCUUCCCACCCCGGAGGAGAGGACGAGGCGGCAGGCGGAGGCAGUCGCCGUGUCCAUGGUCCCGAUCAACAUCACAGGACAGAGUUUUGAUCGUCAGGCCAGUUUUCGUAAAGCGGCUCCUAACAACGACUCGAUGUCCCAGCGGCCCCGCAAGACGGUCCCUGGGAGACCUGAUGAUGUCAUCAGCCGUGCUCCAGACCCGGUCUCUCCGGACCCCCCCGGUCCGUUAUCCACCGUGGGUCGGCCAGCCUCCUCCCGACGACAGGAGGGAGGAGCAGGGGAGGAGGAGCACUCUGCAGCCAGGAGGAUCCGAGCCCAGAGAGGUCUGGGGCCGGCCAGCCUCACGGCCUCCCUCACGGGCUCGUCCUCCUCAGAGGGGACCACCUCCUCUCUGAACUCUGAGGCCUGCAGGGCAGUCGGUGGUCAGGCUCUUCAGUGUUUCCCCAACGCCCUCCGACCCCCGCUGGCAUCUGACCCCACUGCCAGAGUGGUACCCCAGUCCCCUGCCUCCUCCUCCUCCACCUCCUUCCCUUCUUCCCCCAUCGCCUCCUCCCUCCUCAGUGGCCCUAGCCGUGCCCUGCAGGCGGCCUGGCCUCACAUCGGCCUCAAGCCCUUGAAGGAGGCUGACUGCCCUUCCCCUUUCUCCUCCCACUACCGCUCCUCUUCCUCCGCCUCAGAGUCUCAGUCCAGCCACCAGGAGCCAGGUGACCGGAGUCCCCCCCAGCAGGACUCCCAAGACUCCUCCGAUGGGGAGGUCUGGAGCUACCGGCCCCUCUGGGCCAGCGUCAGCCAGGAGCCGAGCUGUGUUUGUGGGGGAGGGGGGAGCGGUGACCCCCUGCUCCCCCCCGCUCCCUCCACCCCGUCUCAGCUGUGUCCAGAGAGGAGGACCUCCUCUCCUCUGCUGAACCAAAGGAGGUCCAGCUCCUCCUCUUCUCUCUCCACCAACAGCAGCAUCUCCUUCCGCAAGUCCAAGCGCCCGCCUCCGCCACCGCUGCGCUCCGACUCUUUGAGGCGCCGGCCAGGCCAGCCCCCCCGCCCUGAGCCCCCCACCCAGCCGCCUCCUGAGGCCCUCUCUGACCCCUGGGUGCCCCGGAUCACCAAGCGCCGUCAGAAGGGCUUCCAAUGUGGCACAGUGACAACCUUUGGACCUCGGACCCCGGACUGCCAGGCGGAUACCGUUGACCCGCCUUCCGAGCAGCUACCACCAAGCCCCGCCCACUCCCAUGACCACGCCCCCACUCCUCUCAACCCCUCCUCAGUGGCUGAGCUCCAGCACCUCGCCCCGCCCUCCAGUGGCAACACUCCUGUCUCCUCCCCCAUGUCCAGCAGAAUGUCUCGGGGUGAAGAAAGGCCAAAGCCCCCGGUGCCAGAAAGGAGGUCCUCUCUCCUCUCUACCCUCUCCUCCUCAUUUUCUUCCACCUCCUCCCUCUCUUCUUGCACCUCCUCAGACUCUUCUGCCAAGCAUCUUCCUCCUCCUCCUCCACCUCCUCUGUCAGAGGGUUCCUCUCCUUUCUUUCCCUUCCUCUACUCCCCCUUUCGCAAGUGUCCUCCUCCAGCUCCUCCUCUUCCUCAGCCCUGCCUGUCUGCUUCCUCCUUCACCGAACUUUCACCUGCUCCUCCUACUCCACUUUUAUCUCUUCCUCCCCCGCCUCCUCCUCUCCCACCCUCAUCCCUUCUAACUCCUCCUUCUCGUCCUCCUUCCUCUCGGCCUCCUCCUCCCCCCUACUCCUUCACCUUCAGGCAGAACUCCCAUCAUGCGUUGGUGUCAUCAUCAAAUAACCUCCCUCCACCUUCAUCUUACCCUCCUCCUCUUCCCAUUUCAGAACUCCCAGAAUGUGCACUUGCUUCCCUUUCUCCUCCACCUGCUCCACCCUCCUCCCCUGCUGCCCCCCUGAGCGCCACGCCGCCCUGCCCCCUGGUGGCCACCCGGGCUCUGCAGGGCGUCACGCUUCGCCCCGUCCUGAGCCAGGAAGGCGUCAUCGCUGAUGAAGAGGAAACGCCGCGCAGGUCCAAUCAUGACGACGCCCGCCUCCUGAGGAACGAUGACUCCUCUCAUGCUAAGCUACGGGGUCGUGUUGCUAGCACAGCGGACCAGAGGAGCUCUGUUCCUCAGCUGACCAACAACGAAACUCCUCAAGACUUCAACGGGCCAGAGAAGACAGACGUGUCUGCUCCACCGGCCAGUCCUGAUGGAGCCCGGGUCAGAAACCACGGCAACACAAGCAUCCAGCAUCCUUUGGUCACAGAUCAAGUGUUAGCCGGUGCUAAGCUAACUGCGGCUACAAAGAAGCAGGGAAACGCAGACUCUUGGUCCCGGAGCCUCUCUGAAACGAGACCCCAGUCCCCAAGAGAAUGGAGGCCGAGGCCGCUGGACAGCGAAGAGGACACGGAGACCAACGACAAGAAGAAUCCACACAUGUGUCACGAUGCAGCUGAAGAUUCCUCCGCUUUGAGGGAAGUGGAGGAGGUCUGUGGGAGGCGGGGCUCCCCGGAGGAGCCCACCCUUUGCAUUGUGGGUCUCAUGGCGUCUCCCGAGGACCUACGAGGACGCAGGUCUUCUCCUGGGCUCAACAGCCAAUCACAGCUUCCAGCUGAUUCCUCCUGCACACCUUUGCCCUCCGAUAUGCCUUCCCCAAAUCACCUGGCGCCCACCACCUCACCCGGUGGCAGUGACCCGCCGGUCGGCUCUCCUCAGAGGCAGAAGCCCCCAGAUCGCUCACCCCAAAGCACUGAGCCUCCCUCUGGGACCAGGGGCACCGCGAGGGCUGGAACCACUUCAAACAGCACCAUGGGGGCCAUGGGCAUGUCUGGGAACUCUGGCCCCUCAGGGAUCAUCGGUACCACAGAGACCCGGGGUCGGAGAGGGACUUGGAACCCUUUGGAUGAGACCACAAGUACGAAGAACCGUGGAACGACUCGGGGUCCCGUAGAGACCUGGACCACCUUGGCGACCACGCCCCCCGGGGUCAUCCAGACCACCGGACUUCCUCAGGAUGCUGAGAAAACGCUUCAGACGAACAUGAUGAGCUCGUUGCUGUCUGAGGAGGAAGGCGAAGAUGAGAAGGAGACGGUGGAACAGAGAGGGAUGAAGACCUCGAUGAUGCCAUCAACCACCGGGGGAAAAGACAAAACAAGGAGGAGGAAGAGGAGGAAGAGGAGGGCAGGAAGUCAUCUGCUCAUGGUGUCAACAAUAAGGCCCUCCCCCUCCUCCUCCUCCUCAUCGUCCUCUGGAGAUGAACAGGACGUCAAAGAGGGAUCAAGUCAGAAGGCGAGGAUGGCGACGCCAUGCGAUCAAGACUCUCGUGACUGUGAGAACUCCUGCGCUCUGAUUGGCCGGCGGUCCACCAACAGCCUGCGAGGAAAGACUCAAGACCUGCUGAUACAUGAGGAAGAGGAGGAAGAGGAGGAAGAGCGAAGCCAGAAGGGAACUGACAAGAGGGGGGGGGCCAGAGGAGCGUUGAAUCAAGACCUGUUGGUCAACGCAGAUCACCUGGUCAGCCGAGCCCGGACCACCGAGGAUCUGUUCACCACCAUCCACAGGUCUAAGAAGAAGAUGCUUGGAAGACGGGAUUCAGAAGUCGACCGCCAUCUCGUGUCCUCUCCCUCUGGCCCCGCCCCCCUCGCUGCUGCCGGCAGUCAGAGCUCAGUGAGGCGCUUCAGGGCCCUCCUGCUGAGGACGGGAAGUCGUUGGGAUUCGUCUUCUCGAAUCUCGGCCGUUGAGCAACUUCGGAAACUCGCUUCUCCUCCGAGUACUGACGAUCUCCACAGUGUGCCGCAACCGCUGUUAGCACAACCGCUGCCACCGCAACCGCUGUUAGCACAACCGCUGCCACCGCAACAGCUGUUAGCACAACCGCUGCCACCGCAACCGCUGUUAGCACAACCGCUGCCACCGCAACAGCUGUUAGCACAACCGCUGCCGCCGCAACCGCUGUUAGCACAACCGCUGCCGCCGCAACAGCUGUUAGCACAACCGCUGCCGCCGCAACCGCUGUUAGCACAACCGCUGCCGCCGCAACCGCUGUUAGCACAACCGCUGCCGCCACAACCGCUGUUAGCACAACCGCUGCCGCCGCAACCGCUGUUAGCACAACCGCUGCCACCGCAACAGCUGUUAGCACAACCGCUGCCACCGCAACAGCUGUUAGCACAACCGCUGCUACCGCUGCUGCUGCUACCGCUGCCGCCGGCCGGCCAUCGCCCCUCAGGUCCAUGUGGCGGGAACACCAGCCUCCCUCUGGACACGCCCACGUCUCUGUGCAGUCAGAAGUUCUCCAUGAUCGGAUUAGGAUGGGGGCGAAAGGAUCUGAUGCACAAUCACCUCCUCCUCACCUCCUCUUCCUCCUCCUCCCACUUCCUCUCUUCCUCCUCCAUGCGGCCUCGCUCCCUCACUCCCCCCUGCUCCUCCAGCCGCCACUUUGCCGCCCCGAUGACCGCCAUCACUGAAGGAGAGAGCGAGGAGGAAGAGGAGGACCACGUGGUUUUCAUGGAGUCUUCGGGAACCGAAGGAGAACUGGACUGGACUGGACUGACUGUUCUUUACUGGACUGACUGUUCUUUACCGGACUGACUGUUCUUUACCGGACU